AUGGCAUCGCUAUUCACUUUCGAUCACGACCCUCCCAGGGUCGACUCUCCUUGGAAGACUGGCCAGGGUUCCGGGCAAAGACCUACUAAUGGACGGUCCGUGUCUACCGGAGCCAUUGUUGAGUCAGACCAGUCGUCUGACGCCCAGCUCGACAGGCUUGAGGCAGAGCCGCAAGACGGCCCCAUCGAAUACAAGCUGCACCUAUUGCUACGGCCACGCAGGGUCUAUAAGACAAUGAACACCACCCUCGUUGUCGCCGGCUCGCAGGCAUCUAGAAACGGCCAAGGCGCGAAGCCCGCAAAACCGCCAGGUGCGUCGCUGGCCUCCUCGAACCAAUCUCGACAAAACCGGCUCCAGCACUUAACUACACAACUGCUCUGGAGAUUACAGCAGUCUUCCCCUCAUCAUACUACCGCAAGGGGUGAUUUGGUCAUACCAAAACUUCCUCAAGGCGAUGCUGAGCUUGAUGUCUUGGAGCAACCUGGCAAGCUGCUACCUGGCCUGGAGGAGUCGAACGGAGCUCUCUACGAAAUAGGUGUGGCCGAUGACGGAACUUUCGUGGGUUUGACUAAGGGUGAGAUGGACGAAAGCAUGACUACCCUCAAGAUCAUGGCUGCUAGCUUAGGGUGCAGAGUCGAGGUGCAGCGGAUGAAAGCCGUCGGUACUUGCCAAUGGGUCGAUUCAACCCUCGGGCUUCAACAGGAGGACCUUUGGGUAGCAGAAGCCCUUGUCAUGCCAAUUAUAAGCAGCCAAACAAGGGCGAGCGACAAGGACGACGAGACCAAUACCGCCCCUAGAAGAGGCGUAUCAACUACCGAACAGAUCCGGUUUGUGCUUACGGGGCCUACCACCUCUGGGAAAACUACGAUACUCGGGACUCUCAGCAACGGGACCUUGGACAAUGGUCGAGGUCUCAGUAGGAUCAAUUUACUGAAACAUCGACACGAGGUUGCGUCUGGUCGAACCAGCUCUAUCGCGCAGGAACUCAUCGGCUAUCAGGGUAACACGAUAUGCAACUACAGCGUUGAUAAUAUCAACGAGUGGCCAGAUAUCCAUGAUCGUGCCGAGCCUGGCCGGUUGGUGUUCAUCUUAGACUCGGCUGGACACACUCGAUACCAGAAAACCACUUUACGGGCCCUGGUUGGAUGGGCGCCCCAUUGGACUCUGCUGUGCAUUGCUGCGCGUGACGAUGGCCCGCCCUCUUCCGGUACACAUUCUUUAUCCGGGGCAGAUGGAGCUAUGGGUGUAGGAAUACCAUCAAUGGAUCUGGCUAUGGCGUAUCUUGAUCUCUGCCUCGGGCUUGAGAUGCCUCUUGCUAUCCUUAUCACAAAAACCGAGCUGGCCACACGCCCACAGCUGAAGGACAAGUUGAAUGCGAUAUUCUCCAAAAUCAAAUCUACUGGGAGGAUCCCGAAGCUGCUGGCUACCGCUAGUUGUGAGGGUGACAACCUCGCCCACGUGCCCGAUGCGGCCCAGACAAAGAUGAAGAACGAGGUCAUCGACGCCAUUACCAAGUCAGAUGGACUGCUCACCAUCGUUCCGGUCAUUCUUACGUCCGCCGUCACAGGAAUGGGCAUUGGACUGACUCACGCCCUACUGAAGAGCUUGCCAGUGCCGCCUUCGCCAACUGCGCAAGAUUUCGCUUCCCUGACCCUCAAUAUGGAGCAGCCCGCUGCUCUUUUCCACAUUGACGAGGUUUUUGACCUGUCUCUCAGUCGUGCUCAGACGCCUAGUGGGUCAAGUGAGAACGCACCUGUCGUUACCGGCUAUCUGCGCUUUGGGAGGCUGUCAAUUGGAGAGAACGUGGUCUUGGGGCCAUUUCCAGCAGAUGAAGAGGAUGAUGGUGCCCUCAUUCCGAACGACCAUCCCUCCCCAGGCUACGGGCUGUCCAUCCCUCAUCCCUUGUCUGCCGAAUUCGCUCGCCUGAGUGUCCGUAAUACGUUGACAGCUUCCAAGAUCGAAGGCGAAUGGCGUAACGCUCGAAUAGUCAAUAUCCGUGAGCUCAGGCUUCCGGUACGAACACUCGAAGCUGGACAGGCUGGUUCCAUCCAGGUCGUAUUCGAAGAAGAGUCCAAUGAAGAGAUGCCGGAUACUGAGAAGCCAAAGAAACCUGGCACGAGCAUUCGCAAGGGCCAGGUUCUAGCCAUGCCUAGUCAACACAUGAUCGAUACCGGGCUCUCACUGCAAGCUUCAACCGGUUUCACGGCUUCCUUUCGGAUCUCGGACAUCAAAAACCUCGGUGUUGGUACUCUUGUGAAUGCUUACAUAGGAAUGGCGCGUGCAGCCGCUCGAGUGUUGCGUGUGGUGCGCCAAAGAUCAGGGUUGGAUCCACGCCAUGUUUCGAGUGAAGCUAACGACGACGUGUUCGGCAUACACGAUCACAUCGAACUUGAGCGCACCAAGUCUGAAGCAGAUCUUGAUGAGAUGAACGCAGAGUACCAUGUCUCGCUGGAGCUCAUAAGUCGGGAAUGGAUCGAGCUUGGGUCUCGAGUUGUUCUGCUUGAAGGAGGCACCAAAGACAAGUCGGGACUCGAAGGGUUUGUCGGCAAAGUGAUCGAGGUCAGAGUAGUCCCCACGCGAAGGGAAUGGACCGAAACAGCGAGGAUAGCCCCUGGCUGUGAUUGGGAACGGAGCGUGUGA
Anthostomella pinea is the source of this 2640-nucleotide messenger RNA. NCBI's taxonomy places the organism in Eukaryota, Fungi, Ascomycota, Sordariomycetes, Xylariales, Xylariaceae. The record is from the annotation of a GenBank genome assembly.